Messenger RNA from Bolinopsis microptera, 1649 nucleotides. Its product is annotated as inhibitor of growth protein 3-like. NCBI's taxonomy places the organism in Eukaryota, Metazoa, Ctenophora, Tentaculata, Lobata, Bolinopsidae. Bases 129 to 1187 code for a protein of 352 amino acids. Gene Ontology annotation, cellular component: NuA4 histone acetyltransferase complex. The record is from RefSeq and is a predicted model, not a curated record. Gene Ontology annotation, biological process: regulation of DNA-templated transcription. The transcript is spliced from 11 exons.
UAAUCAAUUAAUUAAUUAGGAUGACAUAAUCAUGAGGUACAUGGGAGGUGACAUUAACAGAGUGAGGACUCAGAAAAUCUAUUAAUCAACCAACCUUUGAAGAGAACACAAACCCGACAACAGUAAUCAUGCUUUAUCUCGAGGAUUACCUCGAAAUGAUAGAGCAGCUGCACCAUGAUCUGAGGUACCAGUUCCAGUUCAUGCACGAUCUCGACUCAUCAGUUCAUCAGGAAACAGGAGAGGUGCAGCAGGAGAUAUCUGUGUUCUGUGAAAAGGCUAAGCAGAUGACGAAGGAGGAGUGGGAGAUAGAACAACAACCCAUUCUCAAUACGUUUAAGAGAAUUAUGGAGAUAGCAGACGAAAAGGUUUCUCUGUCGACUCAGCUACAUGCCUCGGUGUCCAGAUACCUACAGAAGCUGGAGAAGGAGCUGGGUAAGUUCAAGGCAGAACUAGAGGCUGACAGUGAGGGUAUUACUGACGUGUUGGAACAGAUGGCUAUGAAAGAGCCUGAACCCCCUGACUCUCCCAAACCCCUGAAAAAGAAGUCCACUACAACGUACGAUGCUAACUCUUUUGAUAACUUCUCUGACUACGAGGUUGAUGGAGCUGGAACAGGUUUGGAGGGUCUGGAUGAUUACAGAAUGUUGUACGAAGAUAUCAACAACGAAACAAACUCUCCUCAAUCAGUGGUGUCCGAUUUGUCUACAGACCUAAUGCACUACGUACGAAAGAGGAAAAGAGAUCACGACACAGCAUCCACCUCUAACUCCCUACCCAUCACUCCUACUACUGAAAUAGCCAGUAUGAACACCACCAUCAAGACCCAGAAUCUGAACCACCCGCCUAUAAAGAGGAAACGUCCGGCCAUGUUCGGACCAGGGACCGGUAAUCCGUGUCCGCCGGAGGGGCUGGCUCAGACUAUUAACGGAAAUCAGCUGCGGUUGAACAAGAAGUUAGAGUACCAGUCCUCUCAAGAGGUGUUUGAAGUAGACUGGCAAUAUGUUGAUCCUAACGAACCCAGAUAUUGCAUUUGUAACCAGGUAUCGUAUGGUGACAUGGUAGGAUGUGAUAAUCCCAGCUGUCCAAUAGAGUGGUUCCAUUACCCGUGUGUGGAGCUGAGUGACGCUCCCAAAGGAAAGUGGUACUGUCCUCAGUGCCGAGAGGAGAGUCUUAAGAGGAAGAAAUGAAGAGGACAGUGGUGAGACAGAGUUACAUGGAAUACUUAUCCAUGAAUUUUAUCGGAUAGAGUUUUUGAAGCAGAUUAGUUAAUUUCGAUAGCAGAAGGCAGGCUGAUUGAAUUUUAAGAAGUUGGUGCUAUACUAUAUACUAGUUGAGGUGGUACAGUUUUUAAAGUAGAUAUUUUAAGUAUAAGGGGGAAAGUGGUGUGGUGCACUAAAAUUCAGUGGGUUUCAGUGUUGAGGAAUGUUUGAUUAAUUUAAAUGGUAAUGCUGAUGGUGUAUUAUGUUAUCGUGUCCUUUCUGUAUAGGUUUUGCUGAGCCAAACUAGUUAUCAAACUAGUAAUGUUUUAUUAUUAUUUGAUACUUGAAUUUGAUAUAUGGACCCUUUUAACUUGUUUUAUUCGACAAUGUAUUCAAACUAUGUUUCUGAAAAAUGGAAAAGAAAGAAGAAUUCAAAACAUGAAUAUUGCG